GAGAGAGGCGCGGUGACUCACGCGGGGGGCCGGGAGGCGCCGCUGGUAGCGGCCGCGGGCUGGGGACGCCCUAAGGGGCGGUGGGGCCUCAGCGUGCCUCUGGCCUCGUUCCCGGCUCCGGACUGGGUGGAGAGUAACGGGGUAGUGCUUUGCAGACAAGCUUCCUGCUUUUCUGAGGCUCUGAAAUGACACUGAAGCUGAUAAAGCUUCAGGAAGAGACAGCGAAAAUAAGAGGGGGAGGAGGAAAUGCACUUGCUCUGUCAGUGCUGCCGUUAUAAGAAACAACAGAAAAGCGAUCGGCCCUGUUACUUCGUGGGAUGGAACAUGACAGUGAUGUGCGGCUGUGGAAGCACACAGAAGCGUGGAGGGAGCAGGUGGGAGCACCUUACAGAACACUGGUGCCAUCUGAUGAAGUAAGUAUUGAUUACAGGCAUGGUCUUCCUGUGAUAACUCUUACGCUGCCCACAAGAAGCGAACGCUGUCAGUUCACUAUUAAACCAAUGGUGACCACCGUAGAGGCAUUUCUGCAGGAUGUGCAGAGAGAAGAUAAAGGAGUUGAGAGAGCAGAAGUCUUUGCAACAGAUGGUUGCAAGGUCUGUGGUGCAACCUCAAUGGAGGUCUUACUGAGGAAUGACUUCACACUUGUUAUCAACAACAUAGCAUAUUGUGUGUCACCUCCUGUAAAAGAUAAGCUGAGUAGCGAGCAUGCUACUGAAAUGGAAGAUAUAAAAUACUUGGUUCACAGACUGUAUGUGGCUCUACAUUUAGAAGAUCACCAGGUCAGGAAAGAGAGAGAAUUGCUACGGAAACUGGACCAUCUGAAAGAAGAGCUGUUGCCUCUUGAACAGAUGAAAGCCAGAAUUGCAGUCAAUGCGAAUGCAAAGACCACCAGGCUUCUAUGGGUCGGCCUAGCUCUGAUGUCUACCCAAGGGGGAGCGUUGGCAUGGCUCACAUGGUGGGUCUAUUCAUGGGACAUCAUGGAGCCAGUCACAUACUUCAUCACUUACGGGAGUGCCAUGGCUUUCUAUGCCUACUUUAUUCUUACUAAACAGGACUACAUUUACUCCGAUGCAAGAGACAGGCAGUUCCUCCACUACUUCUAUCGGAAAUGCAAAAAACAGCAUUUUAAUGUGGAACGAUACAACCAGCUCAAAGAAAACAUAGCAGAGGCAGAAGAAUCGCUCAGGCGCCUGCGCCAGACUCUGCAACUGAGGCUCCCAGUCCAGGAAAUCAACGACAAGGACUGACUUUGGUUUUGUAUAUAUUAGAAUUGCUCUUUCAAAGCUGAUAGAAACACUUUGUUGCUCUAUAGCAACUGGAUAUUUUUGACCAUACAGUUUUGAAAGUUGCAAUAAAUAUGUAUAAAAAUU
This is a messenger RNA of Neopsephotus bourkii (Bourke's parrot), 1370 nucleotides long. It is a transcript of the gene MCUB, whose product is annotated as mitochondrial calcium uniporter dominant negative subunit beta. The record is from RefSeq and is a predicted model, not a curated record. The transcript has 9 exons. Gene Ontology annotation, biological process: calcium import into the mitochondrion; mitochondrial calcium ion homeostasis. NCBI's taxonomy places the organism in Eukaryota, Metazoa, Chordata, Aves, Psittaciformes, Psittacidae. Bases 318 to 1247 code for a protein of 309 amino acids. Gene Ontology annotation, cellular component: mitochondrial inner membrane; uniplex complex. Gene Ontology annotation, molecular function: calcium channel inhibitor activity.